Molecule: messenger RNA, 878 nt
Organism: Coccidioides posadasii C735 delta SOWgp
Lineage: Eukaryota; Fungi; Ascomycota; Eurotiomycetes; Onygenales; Onygenaceae
Source: RefSeq, a predicted model, not a curated record
UACAUACUACCUGAUUAGGCACUCUCUCCCUGCCCGUCCUUGCUCACGUGUCCUGCCCUCACACACUUUUAUAUAUACGUUUCUCUCUCUGUGUCGAGAGCAACCUCCCUGUCGAAGCUGGUCGGUCCAGAACAACCACCACCAUGGCUGAGAGCGAGCUUACACCCAAGUUCGCUCCGUUCUUCGGAAUGGCAGGCAUAGCGUCAGCGAUGAUAUUCGGAUCGUUAGGAGCCGCAUAUGGCACCGCGAAGGCCGGCAUUGGAAUUGCGAAUGUUGGCACAUUUCGCCCGGAUCUUAUCAUGAAGUCGCUUGUACCAGUUGUCAUGGCUGGUAUUAUCGCGGUUUACGGACUGGUCGUCGCCGUUCUAAUAGCUGGUGACAUUGGAACCCCAGCACAAAAUUACAGUUUAUACGCCGGAUUUGUACAUCUUGCGGCGGGACUGUCCGUUGGCCUUGCAGGACUUGCGGCCGGCUACACCAUCGGGAUAGUCGGAGAUGCGGGAACACGAGCCUUCAUGCAGCAGUCGCGUGUAUUCGUGGGCAUGGUGCUGAUCCUGAUUUUCGGUGAAGUUUUGGGUCUCUAUGGUCUCAUUGUCGCAUUGAUCCUCAAUUCGAAGCGUUGAGGUUUGAGCACGUUCCCAGCAAUUUUUAAAUACUCUUCUUAGCAUCCUUUUCCUUUUUUUUUUUUUUUUUUCCUGCCCUUCUCUGCGGGAUAUAUGCACAAUUCCAUCAUUUCCUCGAUGUACAUUUUCGGCGCCUUAGCGGUUGAUCCUAUUUGGAAGGCCUUUUCAUUUGUGGUUCCUUUGUCUUUCUUGGGAUUCUGAGUUUAAUCUGGCGAGCUGGAGCAAUUCAAGUGAUAGACGUAAUUCUUGACAUGU